GCCUCUUACAGCUUCCUCGAGUUCACCCGUGGUCCAUCGUCACAGAAUAUUUCCUAUUCAUCUUAGUAUUUUUCCAUCCUUAUCGAUCAUAAUUUUUAGUCCCAAACUUUCUUAGGGUGGACUGAAUGAAUUCAUUUCACAUGUGCUAUUCUAUACUGGUUCAAUGCUACGCUUAUGUCUAUUUGUUUAUUUCUAAUCAUCAAAAUGAAUUACAAUUCUCCACUAGGGAUUUAAUAGCUUACUUUUCAUCAAAAUAAUCAGUUAUUUCUCAAAAGGUCCUGAACACAUGUUUUGUCGUAACUCAGGACUCUUCAGUAUCGUAAAACCAGAUCUCUCACAAGGAAUGAAAAACGCAAGCUUCAGUUCUAACCCUGAGCGUGACACCUAUACGAAAUCAACGUAGCAUAUGUUCAGUUUAUUUACUUUGAAAUUUGGUACACAAUCGUUAUCAUCGACACCAAACAUCUCAUUACUGAAUCAGUCGACUUCGGAGGUUGCAACCUUCCACUACAGCAUCGAAUAAAAAUUUUCAGUGGGAAUCUCUGACUUGGUGAGUCACUCGUGAAGAAUUAGGAUAAUUACUUACUGACUUAUAGUUCCUCUUUAUCCUAGACUACUUGAUGCAAUGUUGAGUUCUGAUUCAAUAACUGAUUGACGUCGUGUUUCACACGAAACCUGAAUGCUGUGGUCGUGGUUGUGUUCGACCGUCAAUAAAUCUAAAACUGGCAAACAAUAUUAGCUGAAUCUUUAGGGUCCUGACCUAAAUCAAAGCUAUGUAAAAAUUUGACUAUCCAAUUAAAAAAACCAAUGAUAGUUCUUGGUAGUUGGCAAGGUAGUUAGUAUAAACGACGUUUUGUGCAAACUAUAACCUAUGCUACUUGGAUAUCAAUAAUAAAAGUUUGGUGAAAAAAAAUGUUUAAACAAUAUGAAAAUAAACCUUUAUGCUAUGAAGCAGUACACAAAAUUACUGAACAUUGUGUGUACUAUGUAAUUAAAUUAUAGGUAAAUGAGGAUAAUAUUCGUCAAGGCUUGAUAUCAGCUAUUGAAAACUAAAAAGAAAUUGAUGGCUGUUUUAUCUCAUUCUUGAACUUUGAUCAAUUAUGGUCCUGUCAUUGACAAAUAGCAGUGCUUUCAAGCGUUGUACUGAUUACAUUACUUUUAUACAACUGAACUGGUGAUAAGUCUUUUUUAAACAAAAAACAUCAAACAUUAACUUCUAACUUUGUAUUUUUUAAUUAGCAAAAUUUUUGUUCAUCGAUUUCAGAUAUAAUGUUUAGGUCAAAAUAUGUUGGUUCAUAUGGAUCCUUUUCUCGCGAAUGGGAACCUCCACCACAACCUCCGCCACGACCUCCACCGUUGCCACCGCGUAUACCACAAGAAUAUGACCCAUAUAUUGGUCCAGGAAAAUGGAAUAGAGGUCGUAUUAAAUCGUUUAGUGUGACCGAACACUUUGGCAGUAUUGUAGCAGAUUUUCGUAAUUUGGACGUUUUUUUCCACCAAUCUAACGUAUACGGAAUUUCUGCGGAGCAGUUAUAUCCAGACUUACCAGUUUGGUUUCAAAUACGUCCAGGUGUAAGAGGAUUAGAAGGAUAUAAUAUUCAACCAGCAAUUGAAAUGAGAGAAUUUCCUUCAACAUCACGAAUUCCAUGGUCAGAACCAGCAGUUCGUCAACCCUUAUUUCCUCUUAGUUCAGAGCCACUUAGAAUGAGAAGGUUACCUGAAAGACGUAGAACAAGACGAUUUCGCUGUUAUAAUUGUGGACAAUACGCUUCACAUAAAGCUGCCACAUGUCCGUUCGAACCUAUGCGACGACGUUGUUAUCGAUGUCGUGAUCCAAAUCAUUUAAUAGCUCAAUGUCCAUUAUUACAUUCACUUACACCGCAUUGUUAUUUGGUACCUGGACCGUCAACUUCGCAGGUACCCCCACGAUUUUCAGAAGCACGUUUACGCGUACCACAACUGACCUUAACGACAGCACAACAACAGUUACCCCAACAAACCCAACAGCCAUUUAUGCAAUAUUUUUUCCCACCAGGGUUUGGUGAUGAUGAUGACGAUGAACAUGAUGACUUUAGGGAUCAAUAUCAAACAAUAAAACUAGAAUGA
This is a messenger RNA of Schistosoma bovis, 2106 nucleotides long. The record is from the annotation of a GenBank genome assembly. Lineage: Eukaryota; Metazoa; Platyhelminthes; Trematoda; Strigeidida; Schistosomatidae.